Molecule: messenger RNA, 9905 nt
Organism: Myiozetetes cayanensis
Lineage: Eukaryota; Metazoa; Chordata; Aves; Passeriformes; Tyrannidae
Gene: FBXL4
Product: F-box and leucine rich repeat protein 4
Exons: 9
Coding region: 482-2344 (620 amino acids)
Biological process (GO): SCF-dependent proteasomal ubiquitin-dependent protein catabolic process
Cellular component (GO): SCF ubiquitin ligase complex
Molecular function (GO): protein binding
Source: RefSeq, a predicted model, not a curated record
AGUCAUCCCUGUUUUGGCCUCUUAACAGGUUACAGGCAUUACUCCUUCUUCGCUACUAUUAAAGCUGAUGAACAAGGUAAUCAGAAGGCUAGUUUGUGAGAAAUGGUUUGUGCUACUGGAGGAUGUGAAUUCUUAGCCCAAGUGUGUUGUGUGCUGUCAGUGGAAACCAGAGAAUACGCUGCAUAUUUUGUUGUAUGUUGGUAAAGCUCGCGGUUUACAUCACACAGAAGUAAAAUGCUUUCUGUGAGAACUUCUGCUUCUGAUGCCAGGACUCUUUUGAAGACUUACUUUGCUGCAUGGCUUAAAGGCAGAUGAUGUUUCUUAAUGAAUUCUGAGCAUCCUUCGGGAGACCGGUGACCCUUCUGUCAUUGGUGUAUGCUGUUCAUGGACAACUUCAUAUGCUCUUUUCAAAACACCACAAGCAGUUAAUGCACCUUAUAAAGGACUCCUGACCUUUUGCAUCUUCCUAAGUCAUAUCUAGAUGCCACCAGUGUUUCCCAUGUUAACAGUUCUGAGCAUGUUUUACUAUAUGUGCCUUCGGCGCCGAGCUAGGACAGCGACGAGAGGAGAAAUGAACAGUCGGAGGGCGAUUGAAUCAAACACCCGAGCCUUACCUAUCAAUGUUGAAAUAGUUCAGUAUGCCAAAGAAGUGUUGGAUUUCAGCUCUCACUAUGGCAGUGAAAACAGCAUGUCGUAUACCAUGUGGAAUUUAGCGGGUAUUCCAAACGUGUACCCUAGUUCUGGUGACUUUACUCAGACUGCUGUCUUUCGAACUUACGGGACCUGGUGGGAUCGCUGCCCCAGCGCUCGGCUGCCGUUCAAGAGGACACCAUCCACCUUCUGUAGCCAAGACUACGUGGAACUUGCUUUUGAAGAACCGGUUUAUCCCACUGCAGUGCACAUUCUGGAAACCUAUCAUCCUGGAGCUGUAGUCAGGAUUUUAGCAUGCUCUGCAAAUCCUUACUCUCAAAAUCCACCAGCUGAAGUGAGAUGGGAAGUACUUUGGUCUGAGGCACCUACAAAGGUGAAUGGUCCUCAGGCUCGGCAGUUCACACCUUGUAUCAAACAGAUAAACUUUCCCACAAACCUAAUCCGACUGGAAGUGAACAGCUCUCUUCUGGACUACUACACUGAAUUGGAUGCAGUAGUGCUGCAUGGUGUGAAAGAGAGACCCGUGCUUUCACUAAAGACUUCAAUGAUUGAUAUGAAUGAUAUAGAUGAAGAUGAGGAUGAAGAGAAGUAUGGCUGUGGAAUGGACACCCUUAAUAAACAGUUCAGCAUCGUUACCCUCAGGGAAUGGCCGACCAACGGAUAUUUUGAUAAACUGCCUUACGAGCUCAUCCAGUUGAUUUUGAGUCACCUUACAGUACCAGACCUGUGUAGACUAGCACAAACUUGUAAGCUGCUCUAUCAACAUUGCUGUGAUCCUCUACAGUACAUUCAUCUCAGUUUACAACCUUACUGGGCAAGGAUUAAUGACACAUCUCUGGAAUACCUACAGUCUCGCUGCACUCUCAUCCAAUGGCUGAAUUUAUCUUGGACUGGAAACAGGGGAGCCAUCUCUGUUUCUGGAUUUAGCAGGUUCUUGAAAGUUUGUGGCUCUGAACUAGUACGUCUUGAAUUGUCUUGUGGCCAUUUCCUCAAUGAGACGUGCUUGGAGGUCAUCACUGAAAUGUGUCCAAAUCUUCAGGAAUUAAAUCUCUCAUCAUGUGAUAAAAUACCACCUCAGGCUUUCAACCAUAUAGCCAAAGUAGGCAGCCUAAAGCGUCUCAUUCUCUACAGAACGAAAGUGGAGCAAACAGCCCUGCUGAGUAUUUUGAACUUCUGCUCGGAGCUGCAGCACCUCAGCCUGGGCAGCUGCGUCAUGAUUGAAGAUUAUGACCUUAUAGCAAGCAUGAUGGGAGCAAAAUGCAAAAAGCUUCGCAGUCUGGAUUUGUGGAGAUGUAAAAACAUAACUGAAAGUGGAAUCGCGGAAUUGGCUUCAGGCUGCCAGCUUUUGGAAGAACUUGAUCUUGGUUGGUGCCCUACGUUACAGAGCAGCACAGGCUGCUUCACGAACCUUGCACGUAAACUCCCAAACUUGCAAAAACUCUUCCUUACGGCCAACAGGUCUGUGUGUGACACAGACAUCGAGGAGCUUGCUGCUAACUGCACACAUUUGCGGCAGCUGGAUAUAUUGGGGACAAGGAUGGUGAGCCCCUCAUCUUUAAGAAAAUUGCUGGAAUCUUGUAAAGAUCUUUCUUUACUCGACGUGUCCUUCUGUUCACAGAUCGAUAAUAGAGUUGUGCUAGAACUGAAUGCCAGCUUUCCUAAUGUGUUCAUAAAAAAGAGUUUCACCCAGUGACUCCCUACAUAUGCUACUGUGGAACUCAUUUGACAGAGUUGUUUCCUGUAAAUUUGUGUUGACAUUUUUAAAGAAGAAUAUAAGUCUGCUGUGAAAUAGUAGAAACUAUUAGUUACCUAUACAAAUGGGUAAAAUACAUUAAUAUGUAUUAUGUUUCUUAAAGAGUUGAUAUUGUACCUAAGAAUUAUUUUGCUCUGUGUUAAUUGGUAACACUGCAUGUUUUUAAAUACCAGCCAUAUGUUUGGCUUUAAUGAAAAGCAAAUGAAUGUCUUCUUAAAUGUCCCUUCAUAGGGUAUUACACACAGUAAACCAUGUUAAUAUCCAGGUGAAAGCAAAUGUUCAAUAUUGAGCAGUAAGGAAAAUAUGGGUGCUUCCUUUUUAUGUAUUUGUGUGUGUAUAUAUAAAUUUAUACAGAUGUAUUUGUAUAUACAUACACAGAUAUUGUAGCAUUCUAGUUUGGCCUGCAGCAUAAGAUGCUAUGAUCUGGCCUAUAAUUAGUUAUUUAAAAACCUGUUUAAGUUUGUAUAAGAACAGGUCAAAAAGGCACUUUGUCCUCUUCAGUUGUUUGGCAGUGAUCUGUAUCUGAUACAAUUUUUCUCCCGUCCUCCACCUGAAAUAAAUGUAGUGAUGUUUUACAGUCCAGCCUAAGCAACAGAGCAGAUAAAUGCAAGAACCUGAACCACCUGAACUUAGAGCAGAAGCAAAAGAGAAAAUUGCCAUCUGCUUCUUGGGAUUGAGAUACAAAGUUUGAGCCAGGUACCUAAUGUUGUAGCUGGUAGUGUGUAGAAAACUCCAGUGCAGUUUUCUUUUUCAGAUUUCUGACGUGGUCAAGAUUUGAUUUGUGAUACAUCUGAUUAUUGUGCAGAGUACCACGAAAAGUAGAACUUAGGGUAAUGCAUUAGCAACCGUCCCUUACACUGGCAUCAAAUUUACUAUCAAGUGUGAAAACAAGCAUCUUUUUUCAGUAAAACAGCAAUGAAAAUAUAAUGCGUUUGAAAUAGGCAGUGUUGAUCUGGUGAUUUUUUAAUCGCCAAACCUUAGUAUUGAAUUUGUUUUGUUUGAGGUUUUCUGUUUUGUUUUGUUUUUUGAAGAGAUGGUAGCUCAAAGUACUAUUGCACUCUCUCUUUAGCACUGCUUAGCCUCUGGAGAAGGAAAACUGUGUUGAUGGACAAUUUCUGGAGGUUUCUUCUUUUUGCACUCUCUUGGAUGAAGUUUUUCUUUUUUUUUUUCUUUGAAUACCACCACUAGAAUAUGUCACUAUGUACAGCUUGAGUUUAAAAUUUUACGUUUUUAGCCAUUAUUGAUGAAUAUGGACCAUGAAAUAUAGCCUGUCAUUUGAUCUUGGCUCUAUUAUCCUUGUAUUGAUGGCACUUAUUACCUAUUGGACUAAGAAGAAAAAUACUUUGUCUGGCAGAAGUACAUUACUGUACCGAAGAUCAGUGGCAAAGAACACUUCAUUCAUGCAGUAAAUAACCAAACUGCUACUAGAGGACUGCUACGAAUCAUUAAAAAUCUGACAAUCUCUCUGACUCCUGAAUGACUGCUUUGAACUCUUUGUGUUGGUGCCAGUGGUGUUUAUAAACCGUGUCAUGAAACAGCUACAGAACAUUUAUCUGAUUUUAUUGAAAGACCUAUUUCUUCAGAUUUUUAAAUUUUGCUGAAUCUUUGGGGAAUUCCAGAUCCAAAGAAGGACAUGCACAGUUGGCUUUUUGAUUUUUUCCUCCCCACAGAUGGCACUAUGGGAUUUCCAACUAGAUUAUACCAUUCCAUUUUUUUUCCUUUAGAAAUCUGGGCAUUGUCAGAGAACUUCAGAUUGCUUUACUUUUCUUCCGCACUGAAAGAUGUCAACUUUGGUGUGACUCUGUGUGAGACCUCAUUUCUUUCAAUUAUGUUUGGGUUCAUUUAUUGUUCUUGGAACUUUUAAACGUUUUUUAAUCUAUAGGUAAUAUUUUUCAUUGGAAUUGAGUAUUAAAUGUUAUUAUUCUAGUUAUAGGAGAACACAGGUUUAGAUAAUGGGAGUUUACAAAGAACAGAAAUGUUUUUGUUGUAAAAUUUCUCUUCUCAGGGGUGCAUCUGUGUUUAUCUCCUUUUUUUCUGAAGAGAUCCUUUUUGUUUGUUUUUCACUGUAAAUAGAAUGGGGUUUGGAUGAAGUGAUAGCCAUUGUGCCUUCAAACUGGUUAACUUGGUAGAUAAUACAGUUUAAAUUCUAUGGCAUCAGUGAAUCAAAUAAGUGGUUUUGUAAUCAUGUAAAGAAUUUAAUUCUCUGUUGCUUUUUAGGUAGCGUAAAGGAGGUUUAAAUUGACAUUUUAUUCAUACUGAAGGAUUUUCUGGUUUUCAUGUUGCAUUGUUUCUUUCAGGAAUUCUCUGUUGUCAGUUGAAAGAUAAAUUGAAAUCAACUUUAUAUUUGGACUGUUUAAAACUUAGUUUUUGCCAACAUAUAAUUAAUUCAAACAGCAGAGAAAUGAUUGGGAGCGACUUCCAUCUGUAGUUCUAGACUUCAACCUUCAAUCAGAGAGUAGGAAGCUCUUUUAGCUAUGGCCUUAUAAGUCCCAAGAAGUCUUCCAGCAACGAGGAGAUAGACCAGACUUGAAAUUUGUGGUACUUACAGGAUAAAGAAAACAACAUACUUUUAAGACCUUCCUUAUAUGUCACAAAGAAGCAAGAACAGAUCACUGUCUUUUUAGUUUCACUAUUUUAUACUUAAGUGCGUCUAUCUAUUUAUACAUAUGUAUGCAUAAAUUAUAUAUAUACACUCAUAUGUUUGUGUGUAUAUAUGAAUUUUUUGGAUGUGUGUACAUACUUAAACAUAUAUGUAUAAAUCUCAAAGUUUGUCAUUCAGGAAUUACUUUUGUGAAGUGUAAUGGCAAAAAAAUGUUUCAUAGCAAUUCUACUCUCAGCUGUUGUUUUACUGUACCUGGAGACUGAAUUCCUCUCCACCCAUGCAGCAGAAAAAGCCUGGGCAAGAGAUGUGCUGGAUUUCUUAUGUUGCUUUGCCAAAGUGCCUUUUGGUUUGUCUACACAUGAAAGGUAUUUACAGGGUAUGAAGAGUGUGAAUGCAAAGUCCGGUAACUACUGUGGACUGUCUCCUUGUGAAGCAGUCAUAUAGCAGGAAAUUUAUAAUCUAGUUUCAUUUAAUCCAAAAUGAAUUAUGGCAAUUCCUCCAUUGGAGGAAUUUAAUUAUUCUUGAAUUGUAUUGUCAUCUCCAUCACUAGACUGUCCCUCAGUCACGUUAUAUAAAUUUUGCUUCUAAGGAUAUUCCUUUUGUUUAAUCUUGUCCUUUGAUCUCGUCUGUCUUUCUGAAGCUUUGUAAAAGAUGUGCUUUGGCAACAAAUGUUAAAAAACCAUGGCUAACAUGUCCAAAAAAAGAGGUUUGCUCUGAACUGCCCCUGCCCUUACACUAGAAGGGGGCUUCCAUACCAUUUAGGAAGUUGAUGUGGGAUGGCAUGUAGGUAAAUGCGUCAUUCCUUUGGUAAUUUUAAAAACCAGUAUGAUACCUUUAUUGUUUAAAGCCUCUUCAAGUGUACUUACUUGUAUUCAUAAUUCUGAGCUGUCUGGCUACAUAGCUCUAUUGAAAUGGAUGGGAUUUCUGCUCUUUAAAUUAUACACCUGAUUAAGUACAGUAAUGAGCACGACUUAUAUAGAACAGUUUGGACCUUAUAAUCCCCAUGUACUUGGAGGUCCAAAUUGCAGACCAAAAAACCCCUAACCAACCAACUAAGAAAACCCACUAAAAAACUGGCAUUUUCUGUCUGGUUCUUUCAUUAGAGCUCUUACAGUAACUUUUCCAGAUACAUAAUGUCCCGUAAUCAUGGUACACGGUGAGUAGAAUUCAUCUCUCUGAAAGUUAGGCAACUCCUUCAAGGGAGGAAUCUGGGCACCCCUAGAGAGUUAUUAAUCACCUCCUAAGAUAGAUAUUUAAGGAAAGUAGAAUGAAUCAUGUUCUGGAGAGCCUCUCUGGAGACUGUGGAAGCUGUGAUUUAGCUCAGGUUAGCUACUAAACUGAGAUUAAUUCUAUCCAGUGCUGUACUACCUGUCUUGAAAAACAAGACUGAAACAACAUCCAUCCCCAAACUUUAAAACCUUUCAAAUUCCAUCCAGAAAGAAGCAAAUUAAAGAAAUUCUGACAACUUGAGAAGUUUCUAAAUGCCAGAAUCUUCUUCUGCCCCUUGCCAAUGCCUGUGGUACAUGUUUUGGCUUUUUUUUGGUCGGGUUUUGUUUCUUUUUUUUUUUAAGAAAUGCAUCCCCUUUCCUACUUUUGAAAUUUCAUGUAUCUAACUGUCUAUAUGUAUAGUUCUGUAAAUGCAUGAAAGUAACAGGCAAAUGUAAUUGAUAUAUUGCCACUAUUUUGGUAAUCUUUCAUAUUGCUAUAAUUAAGACUGAGGAGUUUAAUUGCUCUACUGUCAUCAGAAAUGUUACCUACUGUGCAUUUGCAAAAAUUGUGUGUAGAGUCCUGCUUCUUACUGUGUGUACUUAUUGCGUCUUAUGGGAUAUAUUUCCCAUUUAUAUCUGCAGGACUAUUAAAUUUUUAAAAACUAGAUAAAAUGUAGCAUUUUAUUAUGAGAACUAUGGGAGCGACUUUAUAUAUAUUGAUUUAUAUGUUCAUUAUUCAUCUUUCACAAUGGUUCCAUAAGUUGUAGCUUUGAAAUUACUUAAAGAAUCCUGGUUUAGUGCAUCUGAAUUUGCUGUAUUAGACAUGAAGGCGUUUGUCCUUCACUGAGGUGAUGAUUUCUGUGAUUUUUAGAUUUCUGACUUGAAAUGAAAUACUAGAAGGUGCUCUUUAUUAAAUAUUACCAGGCGUGGGACAAAUUGUGGUAACUGACAUUAGGAAGGGCUGAGAAGUGAGUCUUGUGUGUUACAGAUCCUCAUGAGCUUCAAAGAAGGGCAGCAGCAGUAGGUGUCUCUUUUUAAGAAGAUUCAACUUCCGUACUAGCAGGCAGUGGUGAGAUUAUAUAGCUAUGGUUUCUCCCUGUCUUGUUUUCAUUUAAGAAUGAUAAAUGGCACAGUUGGGAGAGAUGUCCUAAAUUGAAAGGAAUCCAUUGUGAGGAAUUAAGUUUUUCUCUGGCAUGUUUUGUUCACCUUUUCUAAAAAUAAACAAAUAAAAAUACCCUCAACUAUUUGAAAACUCAUUUUCAUUGGUUACUGAAGUGAUGCAAAUGUCAAGAAAGUUGAGAAACGAAAGAAAGGUUUAUCUGGAAACUAGUGGAAGAGUGGCCAGAGCUAUUUAUAGAUGUGAGGAAAGUAAGUGCCUUGCUCCAGAUCAGCUGUUAUCUUUCCCAGAAACGUAGCUUCCCACAUAGUAUCACAUGCUCAUACUUUUAAGUCAAGAUCUAGCAUUUCGAGGCUCUUAUAUUGACCUUUCGUGUACAUAUUUGUGCAGUAAUUCAUGAUGUCUCUUCAUUUUUAUGAACUACAUAAAAAUAUUUUUUCUUUGCCUACCACUGCCCAGCCACAUUUUUUGUUAGAAUCUGAGAUUAUUUUUUGCGUGUACACCCAGGUGCUUAAUUGCUUAGGUUUUUUGCUAUUGGUCCUUUUCUAAUGACAAAUAAACUGCAGUUUGGAUGUAAAAAUGUUAAAAGUGAAGGCUCUAGAGAAGAGAAGGCCCAGGGGAAAUCUGAUGAAUAUGUGGGAAUACCUGAUGGAGGGCAGGGAAUGAAGAAGAGACAGCCAGAUUCUUCUCAGUGAUGCCCGUGCACAGGACAAGAGGCAUUGGGCACAAACUGAAAUACAGAAGUCUCUAACUUAACACAAGAUGACACAUUUUAUGCUAAGGGUAACCAGGCCUUGGCACAGGUUGCCCACUGAGGCUGUGGAGUCUCCAUCUUUGGAUAUACUCAUCAUCCUGGCAACUGACUCUAGGUGGCCCUGCUUGAGCAGUUGGAGGCUGGACUAGUUGACCUCCAGAGGUCCCUUUCCAACCUCAUCCAUUCUGUCAUUCUGUGAUUCGAGACAUGCCCUGCAGUUGUUUUGUUUGCUUCAGUGUACUGAUUCCUGAAGAAGGCAGAGAGAAGGGGGAAAAGGAAGAAUAGAUAUCUUAAGGAACUUGUGAUGUUGAGAACAGCGACAAGAAUCUUAUUAAUUUCCUUUUUUGUUAUUUUAAGACAAGUAACAUUUUUCACUGUUUAAGGAAAAUCUAAAUGUGACUUACUGAAGUAAAAUUUUGCUAUUGUUUUCAACAUGCAGUUCUGUAACAUACAAAACACACAAUUAGUUUACAGGAGUGUGAUCACUCCAAAGUCUGAAAGCUACACCAAGGACUAAGACAAAUAACCCUAUUCUCGGGUACUGACAAUAGUUUCUGUUUAGAAACUGAGUUUAUGUAAUACAUUAGUAACAGUUUAGUCUGAAUAUCUUUAGUAUUUGUUUAUAUGUAUUUGUUUAUAUAUAUUACCAUGGUGUAGGUGCCAGUUAUUCCUGCUUACUCUAUUGCAAACUGAGUACAGCAGUUAACUGUUCAUAGUGUUAAACAUUAACGUUUAAAUUCAGGUGAAAAAGAGGAUCAAGUUUAUGAAACACUGAGCUGUCUGAGUCGUUUUAGGGAGAUACUGGGUAUAACUCUGGUGAAUUUCCAUCUUUUGUGUAUUUAUUUAUUAUUUUACCAUUGCCAAGAGCUGCUGGGUAGUACAGCCCUCUGCUCACCAUCAGAGAUGGGUUCCUUCUGUCAUGCCUUGGUUGCUCUAGAUUUAUUUUCUUCACAGCAGUGCCACAGAUAAACUGUUCUGAAAGUAAUAGAGGUGAAUUAAAAAUACCUGGUUUGGUUGUGAUUUGGAAACUAAUGGCUAGUCUAUACUUAAAGUUGUUUUGGAAAAGUUACUGAAAGUGAAUUAAGACAACCAUGAAUUGAUGUGUUCACAGGGGGACCUUGCACCUUCUGAUUUAACUUUUGCCUACAAUUACAGCUGCCCCUGAGCCAUCUUAGUGAAAUCUGUGUGAUGGUGAUCAUUCUGAAUCUACCUAGUGAGCAUAAAGCCACUGCAGUUCUUUAGCAUCUUGUUGUGUUUUGCAUUCAUGUCCUUACCAGGCAGAUAAUGGAGUUGGGGGUUGUGGAGGUUGACCUGAUGUUUGUAAGUGAGGUGCUUCAGUUGCCUGGGGAAAUUCCCUGCUCACAUUUAUUUCUGUGUGUGAAUGAGAAGGAAUGGUGUCUCCAGACCUUCAAAUUUAAAUACCUAAACCCAGCACCUGUGCUAAUUUAAAAAUAGUAGGUCUCUCCCUGCUCCCCAUCAAUUAACCAGCAACAAAAUACUUGCAUUGUAUUUAUGAUUUAAUAGUAUGCUCCAUUUUCUGCCACAAUAGGAGUUUGAGUAAUGUAACAGGAAACUCCUACUGUGUUACCUUUUAAAGAGACUAAUUACUAUAAAAGGUGAAAGAGCAGCAAUAGAGGGAAUAGUUCUGGACACUGUUUGUAAAUAACUGUGCUGUGCAUGCUAUGCCAGUAAGCACCAGAAACAAAUUAUGCCUUUUUGUAAUAAGAAGUUGAGAAGGACAAAAGGGAUAAUUGCCUCUAAGCACAUUUUCUGUAGCUGGAGGAUAUUUAUAUAAUUGAAUUUUAAAUAUCCAGAGUAGG